GUCCGACUAGUGCCGACGUUAUGGAUCAAGCAAUCAAGAGCCGCGACGACACUCAACGUGGCGUCCGCUGGCGGACGCAGUGUGGAAUUCGAUGGCCCCGAUGAUGACGUCUAACAAGACGCGGCUGAGCUUCAUCUUGGCAGGGCCGACCACCGACGUGGACGACAACGUGACGGCGCUGCACGAAACAGGACGAACAGUCCCCCCACAACAUUGCGAGCAUGGGCGGCAUUUCCUUGCGCCGCUGUCCAAGAAGCGCGCAUUGCCGCCCAACGAAGUGAAUUCGCCUAUCGAAUCGAGGCAGAUUCUCGACAUGCCGUGUUCGCCAGCGCACAAAUUGACCAAAUUUACCGCCGUGACCAACCUUCACUAUACAAGUAAGCUGACGCCGCGCGCGAAUGGCGAGGUAGCGUCGCCGUCGUCCAAGUCAUCGUUGAAAACGUCCCUCAGCAAGCGAGCGUACAACCGCGAACGCCCGCAAGCGCUGCGAACGAACGAGCGCCAAGAACGCCACGCCCUGCGAUCACAUGUCGAGCAAGUUGAAGCCACGUGGUCGCGCGUGCAUCAGCAACGCCUCGUCAACCUCACGACAACACCAGGUGCAGCCGAUUUGGCUCGAGAGAGAACGGUUCGCGACUCGACCUUCCAAGUGUUCCAAGCAUUGUCCGACCGAACGCGGCAGUACGCCCACUUUUCACAAGACAUGGCGCAGUGGGUAACCACGCUUCAAUACCAAACACAUGGAGACAUGCAAUGGCUAACUACCCUCGGCGCCGGUGCAGCCAGCCCCACACACCGACAACUCGAUAUGUACCAUCAACACGCUGGUCGAGUUGGCGCCAAAGUGUUGGAGCGUUCGACACAGCCACCGUCGUUGCAUACGGCGAUUCAAGCACCGACGAAAGCCAAGCCACUACCGACUCUCAAGGUCGAUCUGAGCCACUUGCCCCCUGGAGCUCGCAAGCGCAUGUACAACCGCCUGCGUCAACGGCUAUACCGACAGCGGGAGCUUGAAGAAGUGGAUGCACUGAAUACGUACGCAAGCGAGUUGAGCAGUGCUCUCGUGCAGCUGCACGCAGCAAAAUCGGCGAACCCCCAAAGCAUGCCCCGCGGGCACGACGUAGCUGCCAGUGCGGCGUUGCAUGAAGCGAUCGAACAGAACGCCACCCUCAAAGCCAAGCUUCGCCAGCAUUGCGCUCUCAACGAUCAAUUGCAGCAGUGGGUGCAUCACGUGUCGGAUGUUAUGCACUUGGACCGUCAACUCCUUUUUACGACAGCGUAAGUCGUUGCGAAUUCCAACUCAUCGCAUUUGUGCGUCCAGUCGAUAUCGUGGGGGUUCGCCAUCGAGUGGGCGAUUGUUUUAUCGUUUGCACGAGCUGUAAUCAACGUGGCUAAGCUCAAGUGAGUGAGCAUCGAACCUGCAGUCGGUCCGUCAUCUUAAGGGCCACUCAUGGAGGCUCCCUGGAGCUUGCUGGCCAAGCUCGGUGGGUUUGUGGAUCCGACAUAUCCAACGUGUCGUUGUGUGACAAAUCGAAAUUCGGCCACUUGCUCAUCCCAUUGCGCUUCCCGUAGUCCGUUCCAUCCCUUGAAAAUGCAUUCGAACGCCGACACGCGCAGGAAACACAAAGCCGCGGGCAUAAAAAGCUUCGCUCUGGAAAAAGUCGUCCACGCACGCACGCACGACCGCGUCGUUGGCCAGUCCAUGCUCGUACACCG
Aphanomyces invadans is the source of this 1716-nucleotide messenger RNA. RefSeq lists its product as hypothetical. The transcript is spliced from 2 exons. Bases 92 to 1282 code for a protein of 396 amino acids. NCBI's taxonomy places the organism in Eukaryota, Oomycota, Saprolegniomycetes, Saprolegniales, Verrucalvaceae. The record is from RefSeq and is a predicted model, not a curated record.